This is a messenger RNA of Gambusia affinis (western mosquitofish), 1374 nucleotides long. It is a transcript of the gene guca1c, whose product is annotated as guanylate cyclase activator 1C. The transcript has 5 exons. Gene Ontology annotation, molecular function: calcium ion binding; calcium sensitive guanylate cyclase activator activity. The coding region runs from base 220 to 789 and encodes 189 amino acids. The record is from RefSeq and is a predicted model, not a curated record. Lineage: Eukaryota; Metazoa; Chordata; Actinopteri; Cyprinodontiformes; Poeciliidae.
UGAACUUGGGCACCCCAGUCCUAGUCUUGACAAAGGCAAUGAAAAAACGUUGAAGACCAGGAGAGAUCUCAGAGCAGGAUCUCCAAAUCAUUAAGCGUAAACUCUGCGGUGGGAUUCAGGCAGAAAUCACAGGUGCCAUCUUCUCCGAGCAUUGGUUUCACCGCCACUUCUCUGUGGGAUCUGUGACCAAAACAAAAAUCGGAAUCCUAAAAAGGAGCGAUGGGCUCCUACAGCUCGAACCUGGAUGAUAUCUUGGAGGAGGACAUGCAUCACUGGUACACAAAGUUCAUGAAGGAAUCUCCCUCAGGACUAAUCACUCUGUUUGAGCUGAAGACAAUGCUUGACAUGAACGGCAUGACAGAAGAGGCCAACAGUUAUGUGGACCAGGUGUUCUAUACCUUUGAUAUGGACGGGGAUGGCUAUUUAGACUUUGUGGAAUACAUCGCAGCUAUAAGUUUAUUGCUGAAGGGAGAAGUAAAUCAGAAAUUAAAGUGGUACUUCAAGCUUUUUGAUCAAGACGGAAAUGGGAAAAUUGACAAGGAUGAGCUGGAAACUAUAUUUAAGGCUAUUCAAGAUAUCACCAGAAGUUACGAGAUACCUCCAGAGAAAAUUGUGUCUCUUAUAUAUGAGAAAAUAGACGUCAAAGGAGAAGGCGAGUUGACACUGGAAGAGUUCAUCAGCGGAGCGAGGGAGCAUCCUGACAUCAUGGAUAUGCUCACAAGAAUGAUGGAUCUCACACAUGUCUUGGAAAUCAUAGUCAAAGGUCAAAGGAGGAACGCCGUGAAUUGAGAUGAGAUUCCACAUACUGGAUUUUUGCCGAGUUAUGCAUUGUAAAUAAAAAGACAAGACUGUUCUUGAGGGAUUUGGACUUAAUCUCUGCCAGCAACAAGUUAAGUGGCUGAUAUGUCACUUUUUUCUCAGGCUGUGCUUGCAGAGCUUUAUUUACGCAUACACAUUUUUGCAAAAGAUUUUGCUUGUGACUGUUGGGGAAGCUUCGAGUCGUGGUUCCAGGUUGUGCAAAUCAUGGAGUAAAUUCUAUGCAUUUUUAACAAACUGAAUUUUGAACGGUUCUGCUGAAUUCAAACCCUUUUUCUGUUGGUUGUUAAAGUUAAAAAUACAAACAGUACCUAGAGGUGCAGCAAGCAUAAAGAAAGUUUUCUGCAUGUACAGGUUAUAUUAUGGAUGUUACAAUAUGUUGCCACUAUUAUUAUGAAAGUGAUGCCUUUAUGAAUAGUAGAGUUUAUUUUAAAAUUUGUUUCCCUUUUUUAAAGAUUUAUUUGUCAAAAUCAUUGUCAGAGAUUAAAUCCACAUGUGGAAGACAUUUAUUUAAACCUGCAAAGGCUAAAAUGACCUAACUGAGUGUCUUAUUUUGGU